Molecule: messenger RNA, 826 nt
Organism: Branchiostoma floridae (Florida lancelet)
Lineage: Eukaryota; Metazoa; Chordata; Leptocardii; Amphioxiformes; Branchiostomatidae
Exons: 3
Coding region: 497-826 (109 amino acids)
Source: RefSeq, a predicted model, not a curated record
UUUACAUUCGAAACGAUGGUUACCACAAUAACGUUGCAACACUGUGGCACAGAAAACCAGCUACGUGCGCCCAGGCCAACGUAUCGACAGCACAAAAUCGCCUCUAGCGGAAUUUUACAGAACUGCAGCAACCGCCUGAUCAAUCCAAGGACCUCCCGGGAAGGAUUGGGUGUCCCCAUUAACGCAUGCCUGGAUGCGUGCUUGAGUAACACACCACAAGCGUCACGUAUACACCCAUCCGCGCGUCACAAACGAACCAUGGCGACAUCUUGAAACGAGCAAGAAACUCUCAAGACGACCCGAUAAAGAAAGGGGACACACUUAUAAGUUCGGACCCUGGUUUUUAAAGAAGUUUGCCGUCUUUGUACUUCGUUAUUGUCUACUUGACGCCGGCAUAUGUUAGACAACUACCUGUGGAUGCGCGGCCGGACAGAGGCUUCGCUAGUAUUCUACAACAACACGAUGGAGUAUACGACAAGGAAUAGAAGAAGGCAAGAUGUCGUCUAAGAUGACUUGGAUUUUCUGCCGGUGUCUGCUUCUUCUGAUCUUGUCGACAGGAUGUUCAGCGGUGACGUUCACCUACAGCAGUGCGUCAUACACCGUGAGCGAGGACGCCCCGGCCGGAGCUUACGUCAUCACGUCUGGUGACGUCACGGUCACGUGGACAAGCAGCGGUGGCACCACGCCGUUCGAGAUCAUCAGUCCCGUCGGCUCAACUUUCCAAGUGGAUUCCACGGGAGCGCCACAUGUAAUAAAAAUGGCUACAGCUCUGAUUGGCUCCGAGUCGCACUGUCCUCGCAACAAUGACAUGGCAACCGGGAUCUAA